AUGUCUUGGUCUGCAAUGAUGAUCGCUGUCAUUGGAUAUUCCUUUGCUGGCACGGUCUGGAACGAGGAUGUGUGGUGGUGGUGGUGGUGUUGUGGGAGGUGGACACGAUAUUGUGCUAGCCCUUUAAAUGUAUGCAUGACGUGCCCUGCAACAGUCGCCAUUUCUCCUACGACAAUGAUAAGCACGGAAGCUACCAUUCACAUGUUCUGGAUCACGAUCUCGUCAAAUAUAAUAUUCGGGGGUGCACAUUUUCCCAUCGGAAAACAUACGUCUCGCUACAUCCUACCAUGGUUAAACACCCGUCGUGGUCUACAUCGAGGCCACAUUCAUCUUCCUCUUGUCGAAUUGGGAGUGCGAUAUAUCUCCAUAGCCGUUAACUCCACAAACCAGUGGCAGUGGCUAGAAGGGAUGAGCGGAGCACUAUGCCGACGAAACAAUGAGAAUGUCUUCAUGUCCAUCUCGGCUUGA
Messenger RNA from Desarmillaria tabescens, 468 nucleotides. RefSeq lists its product as uncharacterized. Bases 1 to 468 code for a protein of 155 amino acids. The transcript is spliced from 8 exons. Lineage: Eukaryota; Fungi; Basidiomycota; Agaricomycetes; Agaricales; Physalacriaceae. The record is from RefSeq and is a predicted model, not a curated record.